Molecule: messenger RNA, 504 nt
Organism: Gongylonema pulchrum
Lineage: Eukaryota; Metazoa; Nematoda; Chromadorea; Rhabditida; Gongylonematidae
Source: the annotation of a GenBank genome assembly
AUGGCCAAUCACAGCAACGAUGACCUCGGUAACAAUGUUAUGGAAGGUGAUCUACAACGACUGGCACUUGGCCAACUUACCGGCAUAGGUCCUAAUCAGGAAGCUCCAGUGAUCAGAAUUGCCUCACAAGAACCAGUUACUUUGUUUCCAAACAACCAGCCUCGUGUUACUCAAAAUGCUAACAGCAACAGCGGCUUUUUAGUAUAUCAGGGUAAUGAAGUAUUUAACGAAACGAAUUCGCUCGUACCGCACAGUUUUGCGGACGGGCUAGCCCAUGUGGCAUUUGUACAGAACAGCUGGGCUCCCACCAAAUGGAAGGAUGCACGCAUUACGAACAUUCCGAGAACGCGGGCGAGAGCACUGGCUGGUUUUACAGUUUUCGCCGAGAACGAAGCCGUGAAUCGCCGCACGCAAGAGAAACCACGUGCUCUACUGCUCGUUGCGGACAAGGUCAAUUCGGCUGAAGAACUUCUUGUGGAGAAACGUUCGAACUGCUGCAUUUGA